GCGGCCGAUGUGAUACAUCUGAUGUGUGUAUAGAGAACAUGCAUCUCAAACGUAUUGUUCAGGUAGCUGCCAUUCUGGCAUCUGGAUUUACUCUAUGCAAUGCAUCGACAAUAGCAAAGCGGCAGUCAAUGACGUCGAAAUAUGUAUUUGCGCAUUUCAUGAUCGGCAUCGUCGAACACUACACCCUGGACGACUGGAAGACCGACAUGACCACAGCAAUGGACAUUGGCAUUGACGCAUUUGCACUCAACUGCGCCAGCGUCGACAGCUACACACCCAGCUAGCUCUAGCCUAUCAAGCUGCCGAAGAUGUUGGUUUCGAAGUCUUUAUCUCCUUUGACUUUGCCUAUUGGACAAACGGGGAUACUGCAAACAUCACCCACUAUAUGCAAACUUAUGCAGGCCAUCCGGCUCAGAUACAAUACAACGAUGCAGCGGUUGUAAGCACUUUUGUCGGGGAUAGUUUUGAUUGGGCUCCCGUAAAAGCGGGAACGAACCAUUCUAUAUGGGCGUUGCCGAAUUUGCAGGAUCCGGCGGAGGCAACGAGCAAUAGUCAGCGAAGUGCGGAUGGAGCAUUCUCGUGGUAUGCGUGGCCGACUGACGGAGGGAAUAGCAUUAUCUCGGGGCCCAUGACUAAAAUUUGGGAUGAUAGAUUCAUCUCGGACUUAGGAAAUGCUACUUAUAUGGCUCAAACUAAUCCCAAAACCGAAGACUAUGGCGAAUCUCACUACAUCAGACCCUAUUCAGCCGCUCACAGUGAAGACGGCUCCUCCGAAUGGGCCUCUGGAUUUUCACACGACGCCUGGCGCGAUCUCUACAAACCCUACAUCCAAGCCUACAAGGCCGGGGCUUCGUCACCAACCAUCGAUACGGAGGAAAUAGUAUACUGGUACCGCAUUACACCAAAGGGGGUAACAUGUACCAACGAUACUCUACCAGCCCCGAAUGGCAUUGACUUACUUUCUGAUAGUGUGUUUGUGGCAACUAUGUUGAAAGAAGCGGCUACAUUGAUUGUUACUAGUGGUGGUAAUGAGGCGGUUAGUAUUGAUGUUCCUGCUGGUAUCACGACAUCAAAUGUGACGAUGGGAGUGGGUAAGCAGAGUUUUGUGGUCAGUCGCGGUGGACAGACGGUUCUUAACGGAACCGGGGAGCUGAGCAUUGUGGAUACUUGUGAGACGUAUAAUUAUAAUUUGUAUGUUGGCUCAGUGAAAGCAUAA
Molecule: messenger RNA, 1216 nt
Organism: Talaromyces stipitatus ATCC 10500
Lineage: Eukaryota; Fungi; Ascomycota; Eurotiomycetes; Eurotiales; Trichocomaceae
Product: glucan endo-1,3-alpha-glucosidase agn1 precursor, putative
Exons: 3
Coding region: 386-1216 (276 amino acids)
Molecular function (GO): glucan endo-1,3-alpha-glucosidase activity
Source: RefSeq, a predicted model, not a curated record